Messenger RNA from Astrephomene gubernaculifera, 3206 nucleotides. Lineage: Eukaryota; Viridiplantae; Chlorophyta; Chlorophyceae; Chlamydomonadales; Astrephomenaceae. The record is from the annotation of a GenBank genome assembly.
AGUAACUACGCUAACUAUAAGUGUAGAGCUUUGCUAUGCUGAGAUACUUUCAUUCGCCUCGCUCGUUUGCAAGCUAUCGGCGACUUUGCCACUUGUGAAGGCUGAACCAUAACCCUUGCGCAUAUACACAACAUCAGCUAUUUGAGAGAUUUUACUUCCAGACACUUGAGUUGACGCGGACCGGGAUGCUUGCGCGAGGCAACCUUCUGGGAAAGCCGGACGGGACUACAAGGAGGCAUGAAGCAACAGCUGGAUAUCGGCAAAGUACUCGUAGGGCCUCGCGCACGUUGUGCGCAACACGCAACGGUGGUGCCGAGGCGCAUGCCCAGCACAUUGGAAGCUCCGACAGGCUCGACAUCGAUUUGCAGAUGACGCAUUCUAAAACUCACAAUAUUUCGACACGAUUGCCGACACCGCGAGGAAACACCCUGCUCGUCUCGCAUGAGGUCCUCCUGACAAGUGACACCAGCGAUUAUGAGGAGAACCGCUCCUCACCCCGCUUCCUAGGCCACCCCGGCGACCUUGCACAAAGUCAAGGCGCCUUAUCAGGAGACGCCGCACAGCAGCAGCAAGGGCUCCACCGAGGUAAAUGCCCGGAACAGCAGCAGCAGCAGCAGCAGCAACAACGACAAAACGGAAAUACACCCGCCUCCUUCCGGCCUCCAAAGCCGCCCAGCGGACCAGCCGCCGCCUUGACAAGCUCAGUGGUGGCAUCCGUACGGCGCCGUACAAAGCUAGGCGGCCCCGUACCGCCGGUUCAUAAAACUGCAUCACAGCCGCGGCAAUUAUGUUGCAUACCGGCGGCUGCGGCUGCGGCUGCAUCAGCUGGGCACAACGCAGGGGGCUUGGACGGCAUCAUUGAUGACGCUACAGGAGUGGUACAAGAGCAAGCAGCAACUACUGAGAGGCUACUUGAAGGGCUGCUUCCCCGCCGCUUGUUGGGCAACAGGGCUCCAUCCUCUCGUAUGGCCUUCGCUGUCGUACUUUCUGUCGCCUUGGUGGCAGCGGCAUUGGCCGCGGCGGCAGCUGUCAUUACCGGUACGGCGCCAUCCUCACUAGCGGGCCCCGGCAUCGGCACGACCGGCGGGGGCCCCAUCAGCCGUAGGUCGUGGUACGGAUUGCCGUACAAGAUGCCGUACAUGCACGCCGCUAGUUGGGUAGCUGCAGCCAUGCGGCCGCUGCGGCGCGGAGGUUCCGGCCUCAGGGGGGCCGCCGCGAGCCCUAUAGGCAGCAGCGGCAGUACCGGUACCAACACCAACACCAUCAGCAGCAGUGCAGCUGCUUCCAGCAGGGGCCAUGUCAUAAUGGGCGGGAGCGGGCUUCACAAGGCAAGUGGCAUGCGGCCUCUUGCUGCUGUGGCCGGGGAUGGUGGUGGCGGUGGCGGUGGCGGUGCUGCUGACCCAAGUACGGGAGCUGCUGCCGCUGCUUCUGCUGCUUUUGCUGCUGGAGGAGAGGAGCUUCAGCAGAGUUCCAUCCGUCCUCCUUCAGAUCGUGAUUAUGAGUGGCGUGACUCUGCAAGAGUUCGUGUCAUCACAAUCGCGUCGGGCGGCCCCAGCCCCUACCGCACCGACUGGGGCAGCUUGGCGGACCACACGGCCCAGAGACUGGAGCGGACGGACCCUGCCUUUCAGAUGCUGGUAUUUCCCUCAGAGCAGCUGGGCAACGACCUAGGCCUGCAGCAGGCGUUCCUGCGCGCCCUUGGGGCCGGUGCGCAGAUGCUGGUUGGGCUGGACGUGAUUGAGCAGGCUGCGGGCCGCUUAUUGAGGGACCCACGGGUCACUUCCGUGAUGCCCAGCCUGGCCCUCUUCGUGGGUGGCUCCGAGCCCCUUGCGCACGAGCUUACGCGGUUGCAGCGCGGGCUGCGGCCCCAGGAUACCGGGUCAUGGCGUACCCUGCUAGCCCGGAAGCUCCCCUGGACCCCGGACGGUCGCGAGCUCGAGCUGUGGGACAGGCUGCAGCUGCUGCUGGGCCGUCACGACUCGGAUAACUUUUUGUUCGUGUACUUGGUGCUGAUCAAUCAGUACAUCGCACCUGUACGGCAGGUGGCGGACACCACAAAGGGCUUUGACCUGCAGUCACUGGUCUGCAUGAUCCGACACUGCGGUUCAAAGGUUGUGGGUUGCUUGCAGGACGCCACCUGCAAGUCCGCUCUAGACUGCCUCAACGGGUGCACCUUUAACGACCAGGUGUGCCAGUACCGAUGCAUCGUGAGCUACGAGAGCCCCCUCCUGGAGCAGUUCAGCCUCUGCAUCCUGCAGCUCCACAACUGCCGCAAUCUGGAUGCAAAGCCGCCGCUGCUGCCGGACCCAGCGCCCAUGAGCUCCUUCCGCGGGGAGCCACUGAGCCACACCGCUGCGGAGGAGCUGUUCAUUGGCUGGCUGGACAAACCGGCGCAGGGGGCGCCUGCAGGGGGGCACCUUGGGGAGCGGCCCGGCAAGGCGUUCAGCUGGUUGAUUGCGGCAGGCAAGAACCCCGCCUACGACUACUUCCCAUGCCAGCACCAGAUGUUCUACCGAGGGCGCGGCAGCGGGCAGAUGUGGUACGAGCCGGUAUUCAAAGCCAUCACGCUGGACGGGCGACAAGUGUGGCGCCGCAGGGUGUACCGCGUGAGGCGAGGGAAGGCUCCAGGCACCUUCCAUCUGUCGGUGCUAGACAACGGUGUGACCUCCAAUGAGUUCUGGCGCAUCCUGGACUGCGACGAGGAGCAGCUGGCCUACUGCCUGUUCUACUACAGCGGUGCGGCGUCCAAGGCAGGUUUAUCGUACAGCGGCGCCGUGCUGGGGACCCCCGACGGCCGCAUGCCGGGCCCGCAGCACACGGAGCGGUUGCAUGCUGCGCUGCGGAGGGCGGGGAUCGAACCCUGGGAGCUCAGCUACGUGGACAACAGCGGCUGUGAGGAGGCACCGUUGGGGAUCACGGGCCCGGUGGGGCGUGCUGUGGUGGCGGCGGGUGCGGGGUCGUGAGGCGGGGCCGGGAGUGGGCAUGUAGCGGGAGCAGGAGAGGCGGGUUGCGGCGGCCGGAGGAACAAUUGUGUGGUGUCCUUGUUGCCAUUGCUUCAUAUCAUGAGUGUAAUAUAGUUAGAAGCGGGGUUCCUUAUCUGUACAGUACAGUAGCUAUAGGCAGGGUAGACGAGAGACAUCAUGGUCCUCUAACCAAAACCAACCGUGCACCUUGCCAGCUGCAGCCAAUGUUCGCUCGUGGCGGCU